This is a messenger RNA of Drosophila willistoni, 2695 nucleotides long. It is a transcript of the gene PNPase, whose product is annotated as polyribonucleotide nucleotidyltransferase 1, mitochondrial. The record is from RefSeq and is a predicted model, not a curated record. The transcript has 4 exons. Gene Ontology annotation, molecular function: polyribonucleotide nucleotidyltransferase activity; RNA binding; 3'-5'-RNA exonuclease activity. Lineage: Eukaryota; Metazoa; Arthropoda; Insecta; Diptera; Drosophilidae. Gene Ontology annotation, cellular component: mitochondrion; cytosol. The coding region runs from base 91 to 2400 and encodes 769 amino acids. Gene Ontology annotation, biological process: mitochondrial RNA 3'-end processing; mitochondrial mRNA catabolic process.
CGGCCAAUGAAUUGUGCGCUGCAGGUUAUAAACAAGUUGCUAAAGCCGCAAGUAACCGGCAGUUUUUAGGUAACUUUGCCGCUAGCUGACAUGAUUUUCACAAGAAAAACUCUGAAAUUGUUGAAUUAUCGUUUGAAAUGCAACAUCCUACCCAGAUGUAUACAGAGCAGCGCCAUUUCCAUUGGCACAGGAGGAGAAGUGCCGUCUGUAGAGGUUAAAUUUAGCAAUGGGCGAAACAUGACUAUUAGCUCUGGCAAAUUGGCUCGUUUCGCCAAUGGAACAGCUGUCUGCCAAAUGGGAGACACAGCCGUAAUGGUCACUGCGGUGGCCAAGGCCAAGCCUACUCCCGGCCAGAAUUUUAUGCCCCUGGUGGUGGACUAUCGUCUGAAAAAUGCCGCCUCUGGUCGGAUACCCAUGAACUUUAUGCGACGUGAGCUUGGUCCCUCGGAGAAGGAGAUUCUGUCUGCUCGACUGAUUGAUCGUUCGUUGCGUCCUUUGUUUGCCAAAGAAUAUCGCAAUGAGACGCAGCUGGUGUGCAAUAUGUUGUCCAUGGAUGCAGUGCACUCCCCUGAUGUGCUGGCCAUCAAUGCUGCCUCUAUGGCACUGUCGUUAAGUGAUAUACCCUGGAAUGGGCCCAUUGGUGCUGUGCGUGUGGGUCUUUGCGAGGGCGAGGUGCUCAUCAAUCCCACACGCCGAGAGCUGCAAUCCUCUCAAUUGGAUUUAGUUGUGUCGGCCACCAAGCAAAAUCUAGUUGUUAUGCUAGAGGGCAAAGGUCAAGUGGUACUUUUGCAGGAUCUUUUGAAGGCCAUCAAGCAGGGAACACGAGAGGCACAAUUCAUUAUUCAGGAAAUCGAACGCCUACAAAAAUCCUAUGGUCGUCAUAAACGAAGUAUAGAAACGAUAUCGGAAGUGGAUGAGGAGUUGCAACAAGCUGUACGUAGUAUGAGCGAGAUGAGACUCCGAGAAAUCUUUCAGGAUGCCCAGCAUGAUAAGAUAUCGCGUGACAAUGCCGUCAAUGAUGUUCGUUCCAAUGUAAUAGACAAGGUGUGGUCCUCGUAUCCAGAUACAGAGCCAGCUGUGAUUGGAGAGGAAUUUAAUAAGGUGUCCAGGAACAUCUUUCGUGAUCUGCUCUUUGAGCGGACGAAACGCUGCGAUGGUCGUGAUUUUGAUUCAUUGAGAAAUAUAAGCUGCCAGGUGGACAUGUACAAGCCGCUGCAUGGCUCUGCCCUAUUCCAGCGUGGUCAGACGCAGGUUUUCUGCACGGUGAGCCUGGACUCGCCGGAGAGCGCCAUGAAACUGGACUCGCUGGCUGCUCUCGAAUCAGGUGGCCUGAAAUCAAAGAAUUUCAUGCUCCACUAUGAAUUCCCGCCUUAUGCGACAGGAGAAGUAGGUCGAAUUGGACCACUGGGUCGUCGAGAGCUUGGACACGGAGCCUUGGCUGAGAGAGCUCUGAUGCCCACCCUGCCCAGUGAUUACCCAUUCACUGUGCGUCUCACCUCUGAAGUUCUAGAAUCAAACGGCUCCAGCAGCAUGGCCAGCGUCUGUGGUGGAUCCCUGGCUUUAUUGGAUGCCGGUGUUCCAGUAUCUGCUCCAGCUGCCGGUGUUGCCAUUGGACUGGUUACCCGAUACGAGAACAAUGAUACCAAGCAUCUGCAAGACUACCGCAUUCUCACCGAUAUUUUGGGUAUUGAGGAUUAUCUGGGUGAUAUGGACAUGAAGGUGGCUGGAACACGCAAGGGAUUCACUGCAAUCCAAGCGGAUCUUAAGAUUCCUGGUAUACCACUUAAGGUGGUAAUGGAGUCCCUGCAAAAAGCCACAGAUGCCAAAUCGAAAAUUCUCGAUAUUAUGUCUGAGGCUAUUCGGGAACCGCGAAAGUAUCGCAAGGAGUGUUGGCCGGUGAGUGAAACUCUUACAGUGGAGCCACAGCAGCGAUCCCAACUGAUUGGACCAAGUGGACUGCACUUGAAGCGGAUCUAUCUUGAGACUGGCACAACAUUAACUGCCGCCGAUGAAGGCCAAUUCACAGUCUUUGCUCCUUCUCAGGCAGCAAUGGACGAAGCCAAGGAGUUGAUUGAAGGUUAUCUGGUGAAAGAACGGGUGCCAGAUCUAGAAUUCGGUGGUAUUUACACAGCCAAAAUCACCGAACUGCGAGACACAGGUGUAAUGGUCAUUCUAUAUCCCAGUAUGCCGCCUGCUUUGCUUCACAAUUCCCAAUUAGAUCAACGCAAAAUCGCUCAUCCUUCAGCUCUGAAUCUAGAAGUGGGACAGGAAAUACAAGUCAAGUAUUUUGGGCGUGAUCCUGUCUCUGGGUUUAUGCGACUCUCACGCAAAGUACUUCAGGGUCCUGCCUUAGGCAUACCACGGAGUCUAAAUAAAGCCACCGAAGAGAAUGGAUCCUGAGCGAAAGUAAGGUCAGUUAAGAUUGUUAAAGUUCGUAUUAGAAAUAAACAAGCUACACAGUACUUUAAGAAAUAAAUUUGUACAUUUACAUUGAGUGUUACAUUAUACACUCUUCACCAAAAGAUAUAAAGGAUAUACAAAAAGUGAUCUACAACUGCCAAAAGUUAAACCAAAAGCAAAGAUCGAUUUUGUUGCAGGGACUUCAGUAAUCCCACAUAAUUUAAUAGUUUUUGGACUGAGCUGCUCGUACAUAAUAUAAAAUAUAGUUGUAUAAAUAAAUGAUUCACAUUGUAAA